This is a messenger RNA of Zasmidium cellare ATCC 36951, 1275 nucleotides long. RefSeq lists its product as uncharacterized. Bases 1 to 1275 code for a protein of 424 amino acids. NCBI's taxonomy places the organism in Eukaryota, Fungi, Ascomycota, Dothideomycetes, Mycosphaerellales, Mycosphaerellaceae. The transcript has 2 exons. The record is from RefSeq and is a predicted model, not a curated record. Gene Ontology annotation, molecular function: 2 iron, 2 sulfur cluster binding; iron ion binding.
AUGGACGCAGCCUCGCCCUACCUCACCGCGGCGGCAUCCCUCCUCCUCGCCACCCUCCUAACCCUCUACCUCCCCUCCCUCCUCACCACCAUCCCCGCCAAACUCCUCUCCCUCAAAACCUCCCUCCUCACCAAACCAACCACCAAACCAACACCCCCUCCCUCCCCACCCCUCGCCGUAACAAAAGAACCCGACUUCCCACCCAACUGGUACACAUCCCCAGCCCUCUACGCCCUCGAACAACGCUCCAUCCUCUCCAAAACCUGGCUCCACAUCUGCCACACCUCGCUCUUCACCCACCCAGGCGACUACCGCACCUUCACGCUCGCGAACUUCAGCUUCAUCCUCAUCCUGGGCAAAGACCACAAACUGCGCGCCUUCCACAACGUCUGUCGGCAUCGGGCGUAUACAGUCUGCACGAGGCCCGAAGGGCGGAGCACGUUGUUGCGGUGCAAGUAUCAUGGCUGGACGUACGAUUCGAUGGGGAGGUUGGUCAAGGCGCCCAAGUUUGAUGAUAUUGAAGGUGAAGUGGAGGGGUUUAGGAAGGAUGAGAAUGGGUUGUUUGAGAUUAGGAGUUGGGUGGAUAGUAGUGGUUUCCUCUAUGUGAACUUCGACGUGCUCGGUAGUGAUGGAUUAACUAUAAGGGUGGGUGUUCCGAUGAGGGCGAGUUUGAGUUUGGUGCAUAGUUGGGUGGUGGAGAGUGGGUUCAAUUGGAAGAUCGCGAUUCCCUCUGGAUCGUUUCGCGUCAAGGCGUUGGCGACGAAGAGCAGGAUGCCUGAGUUGCUCGGGCGUGUGGCGAACAGUCUUGGAUCAUGGAAGUGGCCGGCCGAAUUUGAGCUCGCUCCAUUGACCAGGCUGUUGCGGUCCGCUAAAGGAGAUGUCUUCCUGACGGUAUCGAUCAUUCCGACUGGAAGCCAAUCUUGCAAUCUCGCAUGCCAUCUGUACUCUGCGAGGGCUGAUGCAAAGAUCGAGACUCCGGUACCCAUCAUCAAGCAGGAGAUUGCGGCGCGUGUCGACAAGUUGCAGAACAUCUUCGAUGAAGUCAAGGAGACCGGAGAGAUUCCAGACGCACAGUCUCAGGAAGCUCUGCUCGCCGAGAUCAAAGCACAUUCGAGGCUCGAACGCUUGAUGGGCGAAGAGGUGUUUCCGGCUAGUCGGUUGCGAGAAAGCAGUCAGGCCUGCAAGGUUGCCGACGACUUGUGCAGACAACUGGAAGCCGAAGCCGCGACCGAAUCCGCUGUCAAGAAUAAGGGCGGUGAUGCUCUAGCUUGGUGA